GAGAAUGAGAGAGAGAGAGUGCGCCUGGGCGAGUGUGUGUCUGCGGGGAGAGGCACUUGCAUUGUCUCGGGACCCGCAGCUCCGCGUUGAGGAGAUGUUUGCAAGCCCCUUGGAUGCACAUUUCCUCUUCUUUUCUCUUUCUUUUUGUCAGCGGUUCAGCGAGGAAGAAUGCCUCCAACCCAACCCAACCCAGGCCAAUAUGCUCUCACCAAUGGGGACCCCCUGAACGGUCACUGCUAUCUGUCUGGAUACAUCUCACUGCUGCUGCGGGCCGAGCCCUACCCUACCUCCCGCUACGGCAGCCAGUGUAUGCAGCCCAACAACAUCAUGGGCAUAGAGAACAUCUGCGAGCUGGCCGCCCGCCUGCUCUUCAGCGCCGUCGAGUGGGCCCGCAACAUUCCCUUCUUCCCGGACCUGCAGAUCACAGACCAGGUGGCCCUGCUGAGGCUCACGUGGAGCGAGCUGUUUGUCCUCAACGCUGCGCAGUGCUCCAUGCCCCUCCACGUGGCCCCGUUGCUGGCCGCAGCCGGCCUGCACGCCUCGCCUAUGUCCGCCGACCGGGUCGUGGCCUUCAUGGAUCACAUCCGCAUCUUCCAGGAGCAGGUGGAGAAGCUUAAGGCCCUGCACGUCGACUCCGCGGAGUACAGCUGCCUCAAAGCCAUCGUCCUCUUCACUUCAGACGCCUGUGGCCUGUCAGAUGCCGCCCAUAUCGAGAGCCUGCAGGAGAAGUCUCAAUGCGCCCUGGAGGAGUACGUGAGAAGCCAAUACCCCAACCAACCGAGCCGCUUCGGCAAACUGCUGCUGCGGCUGCCUUCUCUGCGCACUGUCUCAUCCUCAGUCAUUGAACAGCUCUUCUUCGUUCGCUUGGUAGGUAAAACCCCCAUUGAAACUCUCAUCAGAGAUAUGUUACUGUCUGGGAGCAGCUUCAACUGGCCUUACAUGUCCAUCCAGUGUUCCUAGGCCUGAGACAACACCGCCCCUGGCCCCUGAGCCCCCAGUAGAGACACAGAGGACGAGGCUUUGGCCAAGGACACCAAACACAAACAGAAACGGUCGAACCUGUUAACGCCGGGGUGCAAAUGGUGAAAGGUGGGGAGCGAGGGAGGGGAGAGAGAUGAGGGAUUGGAGCAGAACCAACCCAGGAGAAAUAUAUAUUAAAAAAAAAAAAAAAAGAAAGAAAGAAAAGAAAAAAGACUCAUUUAGGAUCAGAUCUGUGAACACGUUGAAAAGGAAAUAAAAAGGACCUUGUGUCUGUGGGGAAAAAAAUGAAGAAAGGACCAUGGGGAUUUUAAUAAAACAGAAGGAGAAUAAUGGACCUUCCAGGAUUUAUUGUGGACUGGUGUGUGGAU
Molecule: messenger RNA, 1349 nt
Organism: Gracilinanus agilis (Agile Gracile Mouse Opossum)
Lineage: Eukaryota; Metazoa; Chordata; Mammalia; Didelphimorphia; Didelphidae
Gene: NR2F1
Product: nuclear receptor subfamily 2 group F member 1
Exons: 2
Coding region: 169-960 (263 amino acids)
Biological process (GO): cell differentiation; anatomical structure development; positive regulation of transcription by RNA polymerase II
Molecular function (GO): RNA polymerase II cis-regulatory region sequence-specific DNA binding; nuclear receptor activity
Source: RefSeq, a predicted model, not a curated record